GAGUAAAAAUAAUAUCCUUUCAAAUGAAAACUUCCGUUUUUCUUUACAUGUGCUAUGCUGUUGGAUAUUUGAAAAACUUUAAGAGUCUUAUGUUUGCAGUUAUUUCAAAUUCAGUAAUCAAUUUUUUUUGAUUUUAAGGGAUGAUUAAUGUUGUAAAAGUGAAUAAAUAUUAUAAACUAUUGUACUUUUUUAGUGUAAAAAAACUAUGUUUACUUAAUGUAAUAAUCAAUCUGUUAAUAAAUAUUAUCCCUUCAGUAGACGGUUUUAAGGAUACAUACAUCAAAGAGGAUAUUUAUUUCGAAAUAAUUGAACCAGACACACUGCAUUAUACCUAUAAAGUCAGACCUGCUCAUGAAUUUGGAACUCCUUUUAAUGGCAGUUUUCACAGCAUUGGUCUUGUUUUGACGGAACCUGCUAGUGGGUGUAACAUACCUAUGAAUAAAUUAGAACUACACAAUAAUAUUGCAUUGAUGGAUCGUGGGAGCUGUUCAUUUUUAAGCAAAUGCAUUAAUGCUGAAAAAGUUGGAGUGGUAGCAGUUAUAAUUGCUGAUAAUGACAUUUCCAAUGAUGAUCAGUAUAUUGAUAUGGUUACUGAUACUACAGAUAGAAAUUGUUCAGUUCCAGCCAUGUUCCUUUUAGGAAAAGAUGGUUAUAUGAUCAAAAGAAGUUUAAGAACUCUCAACUUAACUAGAGCUAUUAUCAAUAUUCCCAUAAAUAUGACUUAUGUUUUUCCACAUGAUCAGAAGCAACCACCAUGGGUUUUAUGGUGACAUGCUUUUAUUUUCAACUAUAGUUUAAUGUUUUUGUUAAAUAAAAGUUGUAAAUAAUA
Molecule: messenger RNA, 829 nt
Organism: Parasteatoda tepidariorum (common house spider)
Lineage: Eukaryota; Metazoa; Arthropoda; Arachnida; Araneae; Theridiidae
Product: PRADC1-like protein
Source: RefSeq, a predicted model, not a curated record